This is a messenger RNA of Cryphonectria parasitica EP155, 998 nucleotides long. Its product is annotated as ClpP/crotonase. Gene Ontology annotation, cellular component: peroxisomal matrix. The transcript has 2 exons. The coding region runs from base 1 to 822 and encodes 273 amino acids. Gene Ontology annotation, biological process: fatty acid beta-oxidation. The record is from RefSeq and is a predicted model, not a curated record. Lineage: Eukaryota; Fungi; Ascomycota; Sordariomycetes; Diaporthales; Cryphonectriaceae.
AUGGCAGACUCGGUAACGACCUUGGAAUACAAAGGCCGGGUCGCCGUCCUCACUAUUCAGAAUGAGGCCAAGUUGAACGCUCUGAAUCAACAACAAUAUUACGACAUUGCAAAGAAACUGCGCGAGAUUGCGACUCACGAUGAGGUGUACAUCACCGUCCUCUUGGGCAAGGGACGCUUCUUCUCCGCCGGCGCCGACGUCUCCAUCAGCAGGGACAACCCCGAGGGCGACACCGACGUGCGCAAGCAUUGGAUGGGCUCCUUCGUCGCCAACAACCUCAACAUCACGCACGCCUUCUACACGCACCCCAAGAUCCUCGUCGUGGGUCUCAACGGUCCCGUCAUCGGGCUCUCUGCCGCCCUCAUCGCCCACGCCGACUUCAUCUACUGCACGCCGCACACGUUCCUCCUGACCCCCUUUAGCUCCAUCGGCCUGGUCGCCGAGGGCGGCGCGUCGCGCGCCCUCGUGUUGCGGCUGGGCUACGCCAAGGCGAACGAGGCCCUCAUCAUGAGCAAGCGGAUCCAGGCCAGCGAGCUGAAGGAGGCUGGGUUCGUGAACGCCAUCUUCGAGACGGGCACCGGUAAGGGGGAGGAUGAGAGGUUCAACGCCAUGGUGCUGAAGGAGAUUGACGAGAGGCUGGGCUCUCAUCUGGAAGGCGAUAGCUUGCUGGGGAUCAAGAAGUUGAUCAAGCAGCCCGAGAGGGAUAUCAUGGAGACGCAGAACGUGAGAGAGGUGUUUGACGGCCUGGAGAGGUUCGUCAGCGGGGUCCCCCAGAGGGAAUUCAGAAAGCUAGCCAGUGGUGAGAAGAGGCACAAGCUAUAAGCGCCUGCUUCAUGGCAAUCUGCAUAUCAUGCUUCUUUUAGAUGUAUAUCCUUUCUUUUCUUUGUUUCUCUAAAAACAAAGUCACAGCACUGUAGCUAUGAGGCAUUGCAGGCCCUAUGUAGGGAUUUCAUAUCACUAGCUGAGCAGACCAAAUAACAGGCUGCUCCUCUUCCAGU